AUGUCUAGUUUGCCUAUUUCCGGCCUUUUGGGCCCUGUUGUUGCCCUCAAUGGCUGGACUUUGGUGAUGGAGGUCUGGAUGUACGCUGCCACUAUCCCUGUGUACAACAGGAUCAAGCCCUCGAGUUCCACCACAAAAAGCCAGAUCGAUGCACAGAUGCCAGCCUCUGCUCGUUGGAAAAGAGACAAUUACAACCAUCUGUUUGAGCAGCCUACCCAAUUUUACGCCAUCGCUCUCGCGCUCGCGAUCGCCCGUGGCGGAGUCGACGACAAGUUGGACAUCGCCCUCGCAUGGUCCUAUACUGGCACUCGUAUCCUGCAUAGUAUGGUGCACUCGACCGCGAAUCCCAUCAUGCUGCGCUUUAGCUUAUUUGCCGUUUCCUCUGGAAUUCUGGCCGUUAUGACUGGGCGACUGGCCACCCUUGUGUUUUGA
Penicillium macrosclerotiorum is the source of this 432-nucleotide messenger RNA. RefSeq names its product MAPEG family protein. The record is from RefSeq and is a predicted model, not a curated record. Gene Ontology annotation, cellular component: membrane. The coding region runs from base 1 to 432 and encodes 143 amino acids. NCBI's taxonomy places the organism in Eukaryota, Fungi, Ascomycota, Eurotiomycetes, Eurotiales, Aspergillaceae. The transcript has a single exon.